AUGGGGAUGAAGCGAGCCACUCGUCGACGGACCCCAGCAUCCGCGCCCUGUCCUCAAUGUGGCCGGAUUUUCGCUAGGAACGACAGCUUAAUAAGACACCUCAAGACCCACAGCAGCAAUGCUGAUCAACGUCCCUACCAUCGCAUCAUCAACGACAAGUUCCGAGCUUGUAAUCAUUGCAGACGCUCCAAAAUCCGCUGCACCGGUGCCCAACCCUGCGCUCGAUGUGAGCAACUCGGUCGUGAAUGUCGCUAUAAUCAUCAGAAACCAGAUUCAGACGCUGGAUCCGAACCUCCUACAACUCCCCCUAUGCUCCAACCAGAGCAGAUUCCACGCUCCCCCAGUUUGCCUCGAGAGGCCUCAUCGCCAGCAAUAGCUUCCGACGAGCACGUAUCCAAAGUUCCCACCACUUCAAUACUGUCCUCUCCAAAGAACGCCCGCAUCAUCCUCCACCCCUCUGAUCUGACCAUCCAUGAUCAUAAUACAUCCGUCUUUACCCUCACCAAAGACUUUAUCGUGCCAGAAUCCACCUAUGUCUCACCUACCUUUCACGUUCUUGAUCCAUAUUCUUAUCGACUUCCCUCCAUUGCAGAUUCCCGAGAGCCCCCGACCCCGAGCACCCAGCCGUUGGCUCAUUGCAAAUAUGUCGUUCUGCAAGCCUUGGCCCCUUUUCUCGACGCCGACUUUGGCUCUGGGCUUGCCUGUGACCUUUUGGAUACUUAUUUUUCCAGUGCCUACUCGACCCGCAUGCAUCCGACUUGUCAUCAUAUCCACAACUUUAUCCUUCGCAAAGAUGAUAUUCUUGACCCGGUUCGCCCACGGAAGACUCACCCGGCUCUCCUGGCGAGCAUGCUCUUUGUCGCAUCUCUGAGCGAUAAGGCCUUGGGACUAUUUAGUGGUCCAGAGGAGAGAGACCGGGUCUGCAAGUACCUCAGUCUGACCACAUAUCGCCUCCUGAAUCCGGCCAGGUAUGAAUCAUUACUGAGCCAGGAAGACCUUGGCCUUCCCCCGACCUAUGGCUCUACAGCAGGCUGGACCAACGAAGACAUUCGAAGAGCUCUAGAACCCCACCAGGAACCUGAAUCCUUUACGCUGAGUGGCAUGGAUUAUGUCAUUGCCUUGAUCCACGUAUCCUCGGUCAUUAGCGGGAGCGAGAAAAAGGCUGCAAGCAUACGCUGGUGGAAUGUCGCCUUUAACCUCGCUCGAGACCUUAAGCUCAACGAGGAGGUGGAGUGUCGCCCUACCAACUCGGAUUUGACCGACUACCAGACGACGUACAAUUGCCAAUGUACCGCCAUGGUCGAUUUCGGCCAGGACGUCAUGACCGAAGUACAGCGAGAAGAGCGGAGACGCACUUGGUGGCUCUUGUUCCUCAUGGAUCGUCAUCUCGCCUUGUGCUACAAUCGUUCUCUCGCGUUGCUGGAAGCAGAGUGUAAAGGAUUAUUGUUACCUAUGGACGACAUCGCAUGGCAGUCCAACCAGCAGCCACACAGCCACGGCGUUCGGGCAGAUGGCCCGAGGUGUAUGCUUCUGCCCAUGGGAGUGGGACGGGCUCAUGGACCCCCGAUCACCUACUCUGGACCUGGCUUAUUUGAAUGGUUCUUGCCUUUGAUGGUCACGACGGGACAUCUCCUCGACUACAACCGGGCCAAGAACAACCCGGUGCUUGCAGGAUCGUCCAUGUGGAGCUCACAGGAGCGUCGAAUAACACGACAAAUCGAUCUAUUCCAGGAGAGUAUGGAUCAACAGCUGGCAUCCUUCCGAAACCCAUUGGACGACAGUAGUUUGGAAAAGGACCCCUCGUGGUCACCGUCGCCCGCAGUUCUGACGGAUGACUCGGAAGCCUCACAUUUUGCCCGAACGGUGAAUGGGUAUGCAAGCCACGUCGUUUCGGUGCUCCGGAUCCUGAUGGGAAGUAAAUGGGAUCCCAUCAGCCUGUUUGAGGAUGCAGAUUUCUGGACGUCAUCGCCCAGCUUCAAAGACUCGAUGUCUCACACAAUGGCGGCGGCGGAAUUUGUUAAGAAAAUCAUCUCGGAAGAUCCGGACAUCAGCUUCAUGCCCUACUUUUUUGGAAUUCAACUAUUGCAUGGUAGUCUGCUUCUGUUGCUGGUGGCCUACCGCCUACAAGGAGAUUCCGGCACGGCGAUCCUGGAUGCGUGUGAGGCAGUCAUUCGGGCGACCGAGGCUUGUUUCGUGACCCUUCCAACGGGUUAUCAGCGGCAGUUUCGCAAUGUCAUGAGAGCUGCAAUUGGACUCGCCAAAGGACGACGGAGUGUUGACACAGAGAAGCAGUUGGCAUUUGUCCUGGCUCGAUACAGAUGGUCGAGGAAUGGAGCUGGACUUGCACGAUGA
Molecule: messenger RNA, 2352 nt
Organism: Exophiala mesophila
Lineage: Eukaryota; Fungi; Ascomycota; Eurotiomycetes; Chaetothyriales; Herpotrichiellaceae
Exons: 2
Coding region: 1-2352 (783 amino acids)
Biological process (GO): DNA-templated transcription; regulation of DNA-templated transcription
Molecular function (GO): zinc ion binding; DNA-binding transcription factor activity, RNA polymerase II-specific; DNA binding
Source: RefSeq, a predicted model, not a curated record